AUGAAUAACAAAUUCCGAAAAUUUUUCCCCAUUUUUGCUUAUCAAAAAGAUUUUAUUUAUUUAGACAGUGCUGCCACCAGUUUAAAACCUAAUAUUGUUAUUCAAGCCAUUAACGACUACUACCAAAAAUAUUCUAUUAAUAGCCAUAGCGGAAGUAGCAAUCCCUUGUUUAAUGAAGUUCAAAAAACUAUUCAGCAAACCCGACAAAUAAUCGCCCGCCAAAUUAAUGCUAAAAGCGAAGAAAUUAUUUUCCUACCCUCUACCACCUAUUCUUUAAAUAUUUUAACUCUCUCUUUGAAAAAUUAUUUGGAAAAAGGAGAAAAAAUUGCUCUAACUCAUUUAGAACAUAGUUCAAAUUGUUAUCCUUGGCAGUCUAUCGCCCAAGAAAAAGAAGCCCAAAUAGAUUUUUUACCCCUAAACAAAAAUUUUACCAUUGACUUUAACGAAUUAGAAAAUUAUAUUGACCGAAAAACAAAAAUAGUUAGUUUUUCACAUAUGAGUAAUAGCCUCGGAGUGAUUAACCCUGUCAAGGAAAUUACCAAAAAAAUUAAAAAAAUAAAUCCAAACUGCUUGGUGAUAAUUGAUGCUUGUCAAAGAGGCGGAAAAAGAAUCGGUCCUAAUGAUAAAAUAGAAAACGAUUUCCCCUUAGCCAAAAAGUUCGAAGUUGGCACUUUACCUUUGGCCCAAAUAUUUGGUCUCCAAAAAAGUUUUGAGUUUCUUAAUGGUUUUGGUAUUCGAGAAAUAAGCAACUAUGAAAAAGAACUAAAAGAUUACGCCAUAACCGAAUUAGCAAAAUUAAAAAAAAUAAUAAUUUAUAACCAAAAUUUAGAAACGGUCGACUUAGUUCUUUUUAAUUUAUCGGGUUAUCACCCUCAUGAUGUAGCCGACUAUUUGGGAAAAAAUAAUAUCUGUGUCCGAGCGGUAUUGGAAAUAGAGGGUAUCGAAAGUGCUAAAAAAUGUUUACGAAGUUUACAAAAUGGCACCAUUACUGCUUUUGGUGGCAAGUUUCGCGGAGCCAGUUAUGACAAAAAUGCUGAACGGAUAAUUAAGCAAGCCCAAAACUCAUUAAAAGAGGCCAUCAAAAAGCAUAAUGAAGGAGAAAGCAUUAAUAUUCAAGAAACUGCCAUUGUGCCGCCUUCUUAUUAUAACUGGUGGAUUAGCAGGAAUAUUUUUAGUGAGGAAAAAAAGGAGAAUGCGGAGAACCAACCACAAACUCUAAUAGUAGAUUUAAAUAUUAGUCAAUAUAGAUUAACAAUGUUACAAAAAUAA
Molecule: messenger RNA, 1269 nt
Organism: Funneliformis geosporum
Lineage: Eukaryota; Fungi; Glomeromycota; Glomeromycetes; Glomerales; Glomeraceae
Source: the annotation of a GenBank genome assembly